Messenger RNA from Ectocarpus siliculosus, 2839 nucleotides. The record is from the annotation of a GenBank genome assembly. NCBI's taxonomy places the organism in Eukaryota, Phaeophyceae, Ectocarpales, Ectocarpaceae.
GCUCUUCUUGUGUAUCCGGGAAUAUCUGGCAGCGACGUUCAACAGGCGUUGAGAGCUGCGUUUUCGCUCCCAGACAAGGUGGCGGGGCUCGUGGAUCCGUCUCUCGAUACUUAUUUUCCAGUCAGCUUCAUUUCCAGAGCGCCAAAGUAUUUUUCGGAGCGGGCCCCAUGCCGCAUUGUCCCUGUGCUUGGAGGUACUGCAAAGCAGGGGCGUGCGACGGGGAGGAAAGACAAAAUAGAAGCAAGCGAGUCAGGCUGCAAGGAUACCUUGGAAAAUAUUCUCCAAGAUUUAUUUUCGGCACAUGCCGCAGUACAACAAGUGGUACCCGAUGCACCCAGGACCACGAGCCGAGUUCGAUGCCGACUUGAAGCACUUGGCGAAAAAUCUCGGCAUUGAGGCCCUGUCCACGACCCGCGCGAUAUUUGGUUUGUUCGACGACGGGCGAGGGGGAAUCCUUCACAUCCAAGAUUUGGCUGCAGGGCUGACAGUGCUGUGCGAUGCGAGUAUGGCACAAUUUGUUCAGUGCGCUUGCCGAUUGUACAGAGGGCCUGAUGGUGAUUCCGGGUUCGACGACGUUUUUGGACUCACCCUCUCGAUUCUCAAGGUUCUCCACGCCUCUGGCCGCGCAGACUGGCCUUGGCCAGGGAUGCUACCGCACGAGGUCUCCGCCGUUGUUUCAUCGGACUUCUUCCUUCGCAAGGGAUUACCACUGAGUGGACGCGUUACGAUCGACUGGUCGGCCUUUGCUGCCCUGGAGGAAACCGAAAGGAGCAGUGAAACGGCAGGCGGCGGGUGUUGGGGACACUUACUGCAAGGUCUUCGGAAAUACGACAUCACGGUUGUUCUCGGAUUGUUGUCGGCGUUCGUGGACCAGAGCGGCGGAAUUUCUCGACCGGCUUUUGUUGGAUGCAUGCGAGCUUUGUUCGAGGAGGACGGGUGCUGCGUCCUUUCCGCCGCGGAAACGAUGGAGCUCAAGAUAAGUCUAACGCGACUGUACCAAGUUUUAGACGGCGAUCGAAUGGAGACCGUGGCGUUCAGAGAUCUGGCCAGAUUCGUCCGGGCACCAGUAACUUCGGGCGUGAGGGAAAUACGUUCCAUGAACUGGGCCGAAUCACUUCACAACUUGGGCGCAGUUGCAUGCUGUGUGAGGGUUUCGUUGACACCUUUCCUCCGUUUCUGCUGUGGCCUGGCGAGUUCCCGACCUCUCAUGGAAGAAUCUCGCACAGCAGCAGCGACGGAAAGGAGAGACUUGGACGUGAAUGAUGAGAGAAUAGAGCGGAACGUCGACCUUCAUGCACGGCUCCAUUCGAAAGCGCAUCCGAGCACAAGCACUGCGGCGAACUCGAAUGAGGCUUCCUGGACGGAACCGGAUGAGUUGCGGGGUGAGCUGGAAAAACUUGCUGAACGCUCGGCCAAUGGCUCGUCCUCCAAGGAGGACACAGGGGGAGAAGGUCGCCCGUGCAAGGGAACUCUCGAUGAGGUCGAAUCCCCUCUUUCGGAGAGUUUGGAGCAAGCGCGGCGAGUCACGCGGUUGUGCAAUACCUCAGUUGCGCAGGUUGUUGUAGUUUUGAAAGACUUCGUGAAUGACGGAGGACGCUUAGCAAGACAAUCGGUUCAUCAAUGCAUUCGCCGUCUGCGCACGGCGAUCGAAAACGAGAGUCGAGUUAGGGAGACGGUCGGGGAGUACGAAGAAAAUGCUCGCGACCAAAGCUACAGCUCAGCGGCAGCACACCAUGUCAUCAAUCGCCUGUUCGAUGCUGUUGAUGUACACAACGCGGGGGACGUCAAUUUCUGCGAGUUUGCAAGCGCUCUGUCGGUUUUGUGCGGAGAUACACGACAAGAGAAAAUGCGAGCGAUUUUCAAUCUGUUCCUGGGCGGUGAAGAAUGCGGGAUUACCGCACGAGAUAUUGCAACAUAUACCACGUCCGCGUUUCGCGCCAUGUACAAGCUGCAGCCAAGCCUCGAGGGAGAGGUGGGGAUCGCUCCAGAGGCAUUGGGUAUCUUGACAGCAUCGAAUAUGAUGGAGGAAGCAUUGCGGAAUGGCGAUGGUCGAAUAUCUCCAAGGGACUUCAGUGGGUGGCUGUCCGAUGAUGGUAAUCCACACGGUGCAGAAGGGUUUGCGCGUGAUGCUGAGCCACUGGAGCCACCGGGCAUUGAAAAGGCGGGCGAAGAUGAUGCGCGGCCGGAUGAGGAUGUUGCACUUCGCGGUGAUAGGGAAGUAGGGCACGCAGACGGUGCAGGCUUGUCGCGGAAGCAGCAUAUUGUAAUGCGCGCGAGAAAGUUACUCUGCCUGGACUGCUUCAACGUGAUGGAACUCAUGGAAAUAUUGGCGGAAGUGACCGUGACGGGCACUUUGGCUCUGGGCGACAUGUGGCGCUGUAUCGGCUACCUCUUGCAGCUGGGAGGGACUAGUGAGGGCACGGUCGAAUGGGACGACGCCUUCUUCCUCACACAGCGCAUUCACCGCGCCUUCCAAGACAACGACGGAAUUGUGGGGUUUGCUGCCUUAACUUGCGGCAUAUCGACAUUAUGCCAGUUGUCCGUGAAAGACAAGAUACUGGUGGCGUUCACAUUGUUCGAUACAGACGGAGACGGCCAGUUAACCUUCGAAGAACUUACCACGUGUAUCGCGAGCGUGUUGAGAGUGGUCUGUGCUGUCGGGCAGGACGUGAAAGGUAUUGCCAAUCCAGACCGGCUCGGAGCGGCGCUUGCUACUCAGUGUUUCAGACAAGCAACGGUUUCUAUCGAUGAAAAGCUCGGAAUCGAUGAUUUCCGGCUCUUCCUGGGUGGAUCGCCAAGAAUAUCUAUCGAUGCGCGCCGGUCGGGGGGUCUAGGUUAG